Molecule: messenger RNA, 1791 nt
Organism: Trichophyton rubrum CBS 118892
Lineage: Eukaryota; Fungi; Ascomycota; Eurotiomycetes; Onygenales; Arthrodermataceae
Exons: 4
Coding region: 1-1791 (596 amino acids)
Biological process (GO): fatty acid metabolic process
Molecular function (GO): medium-chain fatty acid-CoA ligase activity
Source: RefSeq, a predicted model, not a curated record
AUGAUUCCUAUACUGAUUCACAGAUUUCCUCAUGAUCCAGUGCUGGUCCAGUUAUUAGCCCUAGCACAUCAGACUCCUCCUACUGAGACCGUUGUCGAAGAUGAUGCACUUGGUUGCCAGAAGACGUAUCCUGAGCUCCUUGCUGACAUACUUGCAACCCGAGAACUCCUGCGAGCACAACUACCCCCCUCCGCAUUAGAUACCCAGGGACUUUUGUGCGAAAGGAGGCAGAGCGUCGCUCUCCUCGCGAAGAGUGGCUAUGAGUUCCUCGUUGCCUUCUUUGCUGUACGAUCCUUAGGUGGAGUAUGUGCACCUUUAGGUAAAAAUUCACGCUCUGUACCAACAUUCAGCAGUGAACGAAAUCGGGCUAACUGGCUCCUUUCAGGGACUGCCGUACUCCCCGAGGAGGCAGAGUACUUUCUCUCCUUGAUAAAGUCGAUAUCUAUACUUGCUGGCCAAGGCAGUAUAGAAAGGGCCAGCAGUAUUCGCACCUAUAUCAAGCAAACGAAAUCCGAAGCACUAGCAACCGUCUCUAUAUCCAGUGAUGCAAAGGCCCUUGAUGAAGCAGAAGGAGCUAUUGAGAUUGAUCACAACUGUGUCAUGGCACCGGAUGGACCUGGCAUGAUCAUGUUUACAUCAGGAACCACUGGGUGCCCUAAAGGAGCUGUGCUACCACGAUGUUCUCUCCUUGGAACAGGCAUCAGAGAGCCCGGCUCAGCAGCCCUUGUUUACCGCCCAAACCACUGGAUAGGCGGUGCCAGGGAUAUUAUCCAGUCACUCCUCUUGGGAAGGAAAGUUCACAGUCUGAAAACGAAAGUCCAGGACGCUCGUGCUGAGGAUGUUCUGCGGGCUUUCAGAACCUCGUUAAUCACACACGCCGCGUUUAUGCCAGAUGUGUUGCGGCGGAUGAUGUACUUACUCACUUGCCACAGGGAUCUAUCCACUAUACCACAGGAGGAGAAAGACAUAUGGCACAGUUAUUUCAAAGGACUAUCGAUAAUCAAAUGUUCUGGAGGAUCACUUGAGCCGCCAGUAAGGGAUUUUUGGGUAGGCUUAACAGGACUGCCAUUUGAGAACUUCUAUGCUUCCACUGAACUUGGAGGAAUCGCCAUUGGUGGACCUUCUGAGAUAUAUGGCUCUAUUGGAACUCCAGUCCCCGGAAUCAAAGUAAAAUUGUCAGAGGGAGAUCGAGGAGAAAUUUGUUUCAAAAGCCCGAAGAUGCUGCUACAUUAUAUUGGUGACAAUCGUACGAUUGAGAGCAUCUUUGACAAAGAGGGGUACUAUAAAACAGGGGAUCUCGCUAAAUUCAUCAACAAAGAAUACAUAUUUACCGGACGUGUGGCUACUGACUACGUCCAAUACGCAGCAUUUCGGUUUUCGACUCUUGCAGUUGAGGAUGAUUUAACCAAGCUUCCAUAUAUCUCAGAAGCCUGCGUUGUGGCCGUCCCUCAUAAGAAACUCAGGCAGCUUUGCGGUGCUGUGGUGAGGCUUAGGCCUGAUACCCAAAUACCCAGCAAUAUGACCGCACUAGGAUUGAUCAGAUCCGACCUCGAAGGGAGCCUACCAACGUAUAUGAUGCCAACUCUACUCAAAGUGUUAAAAGAUGAGGAAGAAUUGCCGUGUACAGUCAUUGGGAAGCCUGAAAAAAAAGAGAUCCUUAGGAUAUACUUUGGCAGUGAAAAUGGCGUUCAGGUUGAAGAUUAUCCUCCAGAAGUAGAGAGUUGUCCUAUUCCUAAACCAGGUGAAGCUACCAAGCCAUGGGAUUGGGAUGGACGACAAUUUGAGCAUUAA